This is a messenger RNA of Dioszegia hungarica, 1821 nucleotides long. Its product is annotated as glycoside hydrolase superfamily. Lineage: Eukaryota; Fungi; Basidiomycota; Tremellomycetes; Tremellales; Bulleribasidiaceae. Gene Ontology annotation, molecular function: beta-glucuronidase activity; carbohydrate binding. The transcript has 2 exons. Bases 1 to 1821 code for a protein of 606 amino acids. Gene Ontology annotation, biological process: glucuronoside catabolic process; carbohydrate metabolic process. The record is from RefSeq and is a predicted model, not a curated record.
AUGCCCAGUAGCUCUGUGGCCGUCGACACCGAAUUGGAUACGGUACUGCUCAAACCCAUCGAUUCCUCCACUCGCGAGAUCAAGUCGCUUGACGGUCUCUGGCGCUUCGCCCCCGCGUCCGACAAUCUCGCGGAGCCCUGGAAGUCUGUCCUCCCCGGCGACCUCGAAUGCCCCGUUCCCGCUUCCUACAACGACAUCUUCCUCCUCCCUUCCCUUCGCAACCAUGUCGGCAAGGUCUGGUACCAGCGCACCGUCCACAUCCCGCGGGGCUGGAAAGACCAGCGGAUCUUCCUCCGUCUCGACGCGGCAACGCACGAGGGCGAGGUGUACGUAGGGGACAAGAAGAUCGCUAGUCAUGUCGGCGGGUACACGCCGUUCGAGGCGGAUCUGACGGAGCAUGUCAAGCCGGGAGAGGCGGUCCGGGUGACGGUCGGCGUGGACAAUAUCCUCACGCAUGAGACGGUGCCGCCUGGCGAGGUGGUGACCAACGCAGUGGGCAAGAAGGAGCAAAAGUACUUUCACGACUUCUUCAACUAUGCCGGUCUGGCGAGGAGCGUACGGCUCUGCUGCGCCCCCAAGAACCGGGUGGAGGAUAUCACGGUGACGACGGAUGUGCGGGGAUCGGCGGGGGCGGUGGAGUACAAGCUGGAGCUGGAGGGCAAGGGGCGAGCGGAAGCGGAGCUGUUGGACGCAGAGGAUAAGGUGGUGGGCAAGGCGUCGGGCCUGGAGGGGUUGAUCGACGUUGCCAACGCCAAGCUUUGGCAACCCGGAGCGGCGUACCUCUACUCCCUCCGUAUUCGGCUUUACGCCAGCGAUACCUCGGACGAGCUCGUCGACGAGUACUCUAUCCCCGUCGGUAUCCGUACCGUCAAGGUCUCGGGCAAGAAAUUCCUCAUCAACGACAAGCCCUUCUACUUCCGCGGGUUCGGCAAGCACGAGGACACCCCGGUCAAGGGGAAAGGCCACGAUGACGCGUGGAUGGUCCACGACUUUGAACUCAUGCGGUGGAUCGGCGCCAACUCGUUCCGGACCUCGCACUACCCCUACGCCGAGGACGUGAUGGACUAUGCGGACAAGCAUGGGUGGGUGGUGAUUGGGGAGACGGCGGCGGUCGGGUUGAACCUGGGUAUCAUCAGCGGUAUCACGGGCGGGCCGAAGCGCAAGACGUUCGCGCCCGACUUUGCCAAUGACAACACCCAGGCGGCGUUGAGGAAGGGGAUCGAGGAGUUGCUCCAGCGGGACAAGAACCAUCCCUCGGUCGUCAUGUGGUCCAUCACCAACGAGCCCGAUUCAUCGGAAGAGGGCUCUCGCCCAUUCUUUGAACCCCUCGUCAAGCGGGCGCGCGAGCUCGAUCCCACCCGUCCCCUCACCUACGCCAACGUCACCUUCUGCACCCUCGAAAAGGACAUCCUCGCCGACUUGUUUGACGUCAUCGGACUCAACAGGUACUACGGCUGGUACGAGUUUACGGGCAAUCUCGAGAUUGCAGAGCAAAAGCUCGAGGCGGAGCUGCUUGCGUGGGAGGCAAAGCACCAAAAGCCGAUGAUCAUGUUUGAGUAUGGGGUGGAUACGGUGACCGGCUUGCACUCGGUGCAUGCGCAGCCGUGGUCAGAGGAGUACCAGGUCGAGUACUAUGAGAUGUACCACCGCGUGUUUGAUAGGGUGGACGCGGUGAUUGGGGAGCAGGCGUGGAACUUUGCCGACUUUGGGACGGGGGUAGGGAUCUUUAGGGUCGACGGGAACAGGAAGGGGGUGUUUACCAGGGAUAGGCGGCCAAAGGCGGCGGCGCAUACGUUCAGGAAGAGGUGGACGGGCAAGUAG